This is a messenger RNA of Westerdykella ornata, 4749 nucleotides long. RefSeq lists its product as uncharacterized. Lineage: Eukaryota; Fungi; Ascomycota; Dothideomycetes; Pleosporales; Sporormiaceae. The transcript has a single exon. Gene Ontology annotation, molecular function: histone binding; ATP-dependent chromatin remodeler activity; ATP binding. Gene Ontology annotation, cellular component: Swr1 complex. The record is from RefSeq and is a predicted model, not a curated record. The annotation marks the transcript as partial.
CAGCGACCUGCGAAGCGGCGGAGGCUCGAUGACACAGCACCGCGCAGGUCCGCGUCACGCGCCGCGUCGCCGCCUUGGAAGUCUUUCCUCGCAGAAGGUCCAACCACUAUCAUAACGGACGACGGUAUUAGGAAGUCGGGCAGAGUGAACAGUCAAGCUCCUCCGCCAUCAACACCAACGCCUGCGAGACGAAACGCGCAUAAUGCCGGCAAGUCGACUCAAACAAAUGGGGCGGCAAAGAACAGUGCCAGGCAACAGAAAUCGAAAGCCGCAUCCGGCGCAGGAAAUAUGGUGAAAACUCGGCCUACAGGAGGAAACGUGAGGAAGCUGCCAGCGACCCAGAGCUCGCCUCCUACGAGGAAGUCCGAACGCCAGAGAAGGCCAUCCGCAGCGGCUGCCGCAGGUCUUGCAUCUCCAAGAAUUCCCCUUACGCCGGAAACUACACGAAAUCGCCCUGGAAGGCCCCGAAAGCAACCGCAGCCGUUCGGUUCUGCUGCCACUGAUGACGUUCAUAGCACGCCUAAGCAGUCCUUCGAUCCAACCUCUGAUGGUUCGGCGCCUCGCCUCAGAAUUCGCUUUCGCAAGCCCGAUCCACCAAGCCGGCAUCCCCACCAUGCCCCCGCCCUAGCCAAGUUUGCGUCAUUCGAUGAUUGGCUGCGGAAUGAUGAUCCGCUUGAAGGGGAGGAGUCGCAAAGGAUAACGCACGAUAAAGCGGAGGAGGAGGCUCGGCGCCGCUUGAGGAUUGUAGACGCUGCAGAAAGAGGUGUCCUCAGUCAGGCACAGUGCAGCAUCUACCUUCCUGAGCCGGCUGAGGAACCGCCUCCUCACUACGGUCAUUGGGAUCACGUCGUUUCACACGCUCUGAAGUUCAAUAAGCUAUUGAGAGAGGAGCAGAUGAGACAUCGGAAGAACGCUAAGCUACUGGCUCGAGAGGCCUUCGACUAUUGGAAGGAGAAGUACAAGACCAAGUCUCGAGAAGAGAUUGAGCAGGAAGAGAGGGACCGUGUAGUGCUUCGGUACAAGCAACUGGUCAAAGACCUCAAGGAUGCCUGGGCAAAUGUCCGACUCGAAGUGGAUAAAGAGCGUUUUGCUAGGUGGGAGGAGGAACAAGUUCGCCUCGGCCAUAAAGCCAUGGACCACAUGUUCGAUAAGGCGCGAGAGGUUCUCGGGAGAGGCAUAGUUGACUCAGCAUCAUCUAUGGUCAGCGAGGAUCAAGAUUCGGAAUCCGAAGACGACUCUGUGGUCUACGCCUCCGACAAUUCCGACGAGUCGAACGAUGAAAACAUGUCCUCAACCGCCGAAAGCGACUCCGAUCAGGGUUCCGCUGACGAGGACGCAAACCUCACCACUGAACAGCUCCGCGAAAAGUAUGGUCAACUUCCUGAUAUUUCCCAUGCCAGUUCCGACGAGGAUGACGAGUCUGAGGCUGAGAGCGCGGAGGACGACGGUGCAGAGCGUACACCUGAACCUACCCCAGAUCCCGACAUAGCAAUGGAAGACAGCGGCGAUGCGCCCAAUGGUGCACACACUAAUGGCUUUCACGUUGCUGAGGAUGAAAAGCCUGACGGCAUAGAUCCCGCAACUGUCGAACUCGAAGAGGUCGACGAUAUUUUGUUGGAUUCUGAUGAAGGCGAAAGCAUCAAGUCCGAAUCAGGAAGUGAAGAGUGGUCCAGUGAUGCGGAGACAGACGAAGAAGAACGGUCAAAUUCUGGCUCUGAAGAUGGCGAUGACCUUGGUGUUAUGGGUUUUCUAACCUCCAGCGAGAUCAAGAAGUUGAAGGAAGCUGAAGCAGCAAAAGUCAGAGCUGAUGAAGACAAUGUCAUGACCGAAGCAUCACCCGUCGUUGAAGCGAACCCCAGUACGCCCCUGGAGGAGCAUUCCUUGGAUAUGAAAGUCGACGAUUCUGCCAAUCUGGAUGAGCCACCUGAUGCAGAGCACACCGUCCACCAUACUUCAACAAUGUCUAAGCACUUGAUAGAGGAGACGGAGCCACAGGCCCCUGAGAAGCUUGCACCAGAUAAGACUGUAUCACGCAGCAGAUCACGUCAUACGUCCUCCCCACCUCGGACGGAGAUACCUUCGCUCCUUCGUGGGACGCUUCGGGAGUACCAGCACGAUGGACUUGAUUGGCUAGUCAAUCGCUACGAUUCAGACUCAAAUGGAGCAAUUCUGGCCGACGAGAUGGGUCUUGGAAAAACAAUUCAGACCAUAGCUCUUCUUGCAUAUAUUGCUGUCAAUCGCGGAAAAUGGGGUCCACAUCUUGUGGUCGUACCAACCAGCGUCAUGCUCAAUUGGGAAAUGGAAUUCAAGAAGUGGUGUCCUGGCUUCAAAAUCCUAACAUACUACGGAGACGUCAACGAACGGAAGAGGAAACGAAUCGGUUGGCGUAACGCUGGGCGAGACAUGUAUAACGUCGUAAUCACGUCCUAUCAACUCGUCCUCCAAGACGCUGCGGCAUUCAAACAGCGCAGUUGGCAGUACCUGAUCUUAGACGAAGCACACAACAUCAAGAACUUCAAAUCCCAGCGUUGGCAGACCAUGCUGACCCUCAGGACUGAACGCAGGCUGCUUCUGACCGGAACUCCGCUGCAGAAUAAUGUCGACGAGCUUUGGUCUUUACUGUACUUUACCAUGCCCGGAGACGGUCGUAUUGCCGGUUUCGAGGAAUUCAUGAUGGCUUUGAAGAACCCGACGACCCAGAUCCUGGAACAAGGCCGGCAACAGCUUGACGAACAGGGCCAGAAGUUGGUCAAGAAGAUGCAUGAGGUCCUGCGGCCCUACCUGUUGCGACGGUUGAAAGCGGAUGUUGAGAAACAGAUGCCCGCGAAAUACGAGCAUGUUGUGUAUUGCAAACUCUCGAAGCGCCAGCGCCAACUUUAUGAUGGCUUCAUGGGCCGGGCAUCUACCAAGCAAAUCCUUGCGUCCGGCAACUAUAUGUCUAUCAUCAAUUGCCUCAUGUCUCUCCGGAAAGUCUGCAAUCAUCCGGAUCUUUUUGAGACAAGAUCUAUCGUAACUUCCAUGGCGAUGCGACAGUCUGUACCAGGAGCAUAUACGAUCAAGGACUUGCUCGUACGGAAACGAUUACAGGAGAGGAUGGACGAGGAGGUCAAUCUGGAUGCUCUCAACCUUGUGUUUGCGCAUCGAGAGCGUACUUCUAUGCUCCAUGCGCGUCGUGCGCAGCAGAUUAGGGCGACACGUCCUCUGCAAGACCUCGUCGAGCGGCAAACUCGUCGUUUGAACACACCAGUCGCGCCUUCAAGUUCGGUCAUGGAAAGAGCACUCUCGGCUUUUGAGAGACGGACAAACAUAGCUGUGAAGGACCAUCUUGAAUCGUGCUUGCGGCUCACUCAAUCUCGCACCCAGCUCCUACCAAUAUACGGCAAGGGUCUCAUUGACCUGAUCACCGAAGAUUAUCAAGACUUCAGGUUUGGGGCUUACGAGCAUGGCUACACUGUUAGAACGAUCGAGACCACCCAAUCUAAAGGCCAGGGCCUUCAGACCGUAUCUUCCAUGAUCCAGCAGGUGAUCACUCAGCCGCGCAAGAAGCUGCGAUAUGGGUUCCGUGCACCCCGAAGCCCCAGUCAAGCAGGGCAAUGGAACUUCAACCAGAUCUCGCUAUUCAAGUCUCUGAUACCAACUUUGGAGGAACGAGCCGAAUCCCUUGAGCAAACGAUCGCCCAGUUCACUUGCGUAACUCCCGCCGUUUACGCCGAGGACGUUGUCAGAUUCACAGUCUCCGAGCCUAUCAUCGACCUAGUAAGAUCGUCGCCCAUUGUACGAACCAGUGACCCUUUCCAUGAACCGCGAAUCCGUCAGUCAAUCGCGUUCCCAGACAAGCGCCUUCUGCAGUACGAUUGUGGCAAGCUCCAGCGUCUGGCUGUGUUGCUUCGGACAUUGCAGGCCGGCGGGCAUCGCGCCCUGAUAUUUACCCAGAUGACCAAGGUCCUCGAUAUCUUGGAGCAGUUCUUGAACAUCCACGGGCAUCGAUACUUGCGUCUUGACGGAGCCACCAAGGUCGAGCAGCGCCAGAUCUUGACGGACCGUUUCAACAAUGACCCUCGCAUUUUCUGCUUCAUCCUUUCUUCCCGCUCCGGUGGUCUGGGGAUCAACCUCACAGGCGCCGACACCGUCAUCUUCUACGACUUGGACUGGAACCCAGCUAUGGACAAGCAAUGUCAAGACCGCAGCCACCGCAUCGGCCAAACCCGCGAAGUCCACAUCUACAAAUUCGUCAGCGAAUACACGAUUGAAGCCAACAUCCUCCGCAAGUCCAACCAGAAGCGGCUUCUCGACGACGUCAUCAUCCAGAAGGGAGACUUCACAACGGACUACUUCAACAAGGUGAGCUGGCGCGAUGCGCUCGAGGGCGAGGAGCCCGUCGACGAGGCCGGGGCUGCCAUGGACCGAGUCCUGGGCGAGAAGGUGGGGCUGCUGGGAGAUGCAAAGGUCAUGCGUAGCGUGGAAGACACCGAGGAUCAGAAUGCAGCGAAUGUUGCGCAAAAGGAGAUUGUGGACGAGAUCCAUGAUGACCAAGUCGAUUUCAACGAGUCGUCGUCGGCUCCUACGCCGGCGAAUCUCGCAACGAGGAAUCCGUCUGAAGCGGUUGGUGAUGUCGGUGCUGAGAAGCCUAGGGAAGAUGAUGGCGAGCGCAGGCAUGUGGAUGAGUAUAUGUUGGAUUGGUUCCGCGAGGAGUAUGGCAAGGAGCCGUAUAAACCGCCGACGGAUCGGCAGAGGAGGAGGAAUAAGAAA